This is a messenger RNA of Gymnodraco acuticeps, 4145 nucleotides long. RefSeq names its product hemicentin-1-like. The transcript is spliced from 16 exons. NCBI's taxonomy places the organism in Eukaryota, Metazoa, Chordata, Actinopteri, Perciformes, Bathydraconidae. The coding region runs from base 153 to 3611 and encodes 1152 amino acids. The record is from RefSeq and is a predicted model, not a curated record.
GAGCAUUUAUGUGAAUUGAAAGCUUGAGCAAAGUAGAGCAAAUAUUUGCUGAUAAAAGGUGACUGUGAUCACCCGAUUAGAAUUAUAACAGCCAGAGUCAAGUCCAUUCAGUUGGCAAGGAAGGAUCUAACACAAAUCAACUGGAGAUUAACAUGGAUGUUCAGGUGGUGUUGCUGAUAUUGGCCACGACGAUAACAGCUACGGGGAGCCAGAAGAUAUAUGCCUCAAGGAACCCGUUGGCAGUGGGCAGCAGCGUCACACUUUUCAGCCAGGACAUUGUCACAACAGGAACGUGGAUUUCUGACAAUACUUUGAUUGUCUUCAUAGCUCCGGGAAAUGUAAACAUCGCCGUCUCUUGGAAGGACAGGGUUGCAUUCAAUUCAACCACUUCAUCAUUGACUAUAACAUCAGUGAAGCUAGAAGACUCUGGAGAGUACACAUUACAGGCAUUUAGCCCUAAUAACUUUAUUCAUCAGUUAACACUGUCAGUCCAAGUGCCUAUUUCCAAUGUGUCUCUGACAGCAAGCGCCACUGACCUGGUGGAGUUCAACGACACAGCAGUGCUCACAUGCUCUGUGCUCAAUGGCACGUCCCUGUCUUAUGUUUGGAUGAAAGGCAGCUCAGAGGUGGCAGUGGGAGCGGGAGUACAGCUCAGCGAUGGAGGCGCCACUCUCACCAUGGUCGGGGUGACACGAUAUGAUAAGGGGUCGUACAGGUGCAAUGUGUCCAAUGGUGUGAGCAAUGCUAUCAGCCCCCCUGUUCACCUCAACAUAUACUAUGGUCCCAGUAACACAACAAUGACAAUCACGCCCAUGAGGUCCGCCUACAUAACGGGAUCUAACAUCACACUGUCUUGCUCUGCGGAGUCUAACCCUCCAGCGGGCGUCCAGUGGAUGUUUAAUGGGGUGAACCUAAAUCACUUUGAACCAGAGCUUCAACUGGAGAUGGUUGCAGAAAACAAGUCGGGAAAUUACAAAUGCAUACUUCACAACACAGUCACGUCCAGGUUCACCAGCGAAAGUGGAAUGAUCAGGAUUUUUACACCGAUAGCGGCCGUUGUGGUGAAUCCAACAGGUGGACCACCAAUACUUCAUGAGCAGUACAUGCUGUUUUGUGAAGUGACUGGAUAUGUUGGAAACAUUCAGUGGUCGAGGAAUGGUCAACCAAUCACUGCUGACAAUACAACAGUCAUUGAUAUGACCAACAGGACACUCCUUCUCAAGCCAGUCCAACUUUCAGAUAAUGGAAAUUAUCGGUGUGAGGCUUCUAGUCCUGUGAGCAACAUGACCAGCCACCCUUACACUGUCGAAGUAAACUAUGGCCCAAUGACACCAGUGAUUGCAGCACCUUCCAUGGCUCUAACAGGACAAAUGGUAACCCUCAACUGCUCAAGUGACUCUCAUCCACCCAGUCACAUAAGCUGGUACUUCAACGGAUCCCUGCAGGCUACCACCUCAGAACUAGCGAUUGGACCUCUGACCUUCAAUAUGAGCGGGCAGUACACAUGCAUGGCCCACAACAACAUCACCUGCAAAAACAGCUCAGCUGACACAAUGCUCACAAUUUUGGCUCCAGUGACUAUGGCAUCAAUAAAGAUUGUUGGAGCUCAGCCAAUCAUGAACCACACUUUCACUCUGACCUGUGAGACAGCUGAAAGUGUGCAUUAUAUUGGCUGGAUGUAUAAUUCGUCCCAACUGCAUGCUGAUAACACAAAAAACAUCUCAAUGGACAACGCAACCCUCACCUUUAAUCCUGUCACAAACGCUGACAAUGGGGACUAUAGAUGUGAGGCAAACAACGCACUCAGCCACUUUGUCGGCCCCAUCUUCUCGCUGGAGGUUUUCUAUGGCCCGCACAAACCAACUAUCAUGGGACCAAGUUUCUUAGGAGCUGGAGACAACGCCCCUUUCAGCUGCUACGCAUCAUCAAACCCUCCCAGCUCCUACACAUGGUUUUUCAAUGGUUCUCUAGUUUCCAAUACAUCUGAGUAUGUCUCCCCUCCUCUUACCAAAUACAUGAGUGGGACUUACACCUGCAUGGCCUACAACAACAUCACCGGCAAAAACAGCAGUGCAGACAAGAUGCUCACUGUUUUGGCUCCAGUGACUAUGGCGUCAAUAAAGAUUGUCGGAGCUCAGCCAAUCGAGAACCACACUUUCACUCUGACCUGUGAGACAGCAGGAAGUGUGGAGUCAGUUUUCUGGAUGUAUAAUUGGUCCCCACUGUAUGCUGACAACAGAAGAAACUUGUCAAUGGACAAACACCACCCUCACCUUUAUGGACCAGAAAUGCCAGCUAUUAUGGGUCCCAAUGCUGCUAAGAGAGGAGACAACGCCACCUUCAGCUGCUACGCCUCAUCAAACCCUCCCUGCUCCUAUGAAUGGUUCUUCAAUGGUUCUGUAGUGUCCAAUGCAUCUGACACUGCAUACAAGAUGCUCACUGUUUUUGAUCCAAUAGAAGAUGUACAAAUAGAAACACCAAUGAAUCCUGCCAUAGUAGGUCAUUUUUAUGACCUAACUUGCAAUGUGACUGGAACUGCUGAGCAUUUUUACUGGAUGAAAAACGGUGAGCUUCUGCAUGAAGACAACAGAACUGUUUUCUACAUGGAUAACAAGAUAGUCACUUUCAACCCGCUUGAACUCAAUGAUACUGGACUGUAUCAGUGUAUGGCUCUGAAUCCUUUUUGGAACAAGACCAGCCCUUCUUACAUGCUUCUUAUGAACUAUGGACCAGAAACACCCAUGAUUGAUGGUCCAGCUUUUGCGGAGGAAGGGCACUCGGCUGUCUUUACCUGUUCUGCCAAAUCAGUGCCUCCGAGUCACUACAGCUGGUGGUUCAAUGGCUCCAGCGUGGCCAAUUCUUCUGUGUUCACAACUGACCCUUUGUCUUUCAAUAUGAGUGGAGAAUACACCUGCUUGGCCUACAAUAAUGUGACGGGAAACAACAGCACUAACUCCAAGAUGCUCACAGUCAUUGAGGCAAUAUCAUCAGUGAUGAUCAGAACCACCACAGUUCCAAUAAACUCAGAUGUCUUCACUCUCACCUGUGACAUUUCUGGGCCUUAUGACAUGAUCUACUGGAUGAAGGACAACAUGCACCUCAACAUGACAAGCUCCACAGCAAACCCUCUCAUGUCCUACCACAUUAAGAACAACAUGCUGUACUUCACUCCGGUGAAUCGGGUUGAUGACGGGACAUAUGAGUGUGUCGCUACCAAUCAGGCUGGUCAACACAAAAGCCCCACAUAUAUGCUCCUGGUGAACUACGGCCCUCUGAAUGUGAUGAUCUCUGGUCCAGAUAAAGCAAACAUUGGCAGCUCCGUGUCGUUGACAUGCUCCGCUGAAACUCAGCCGGAUUGUGACUUCCACUGGUUCUUUAACAAUCCACUAUCACCGAAUGUAGAGGCCGGUCCUGUUAUCACUUUCUCUGUGACUAAGGAGAAUAAGGGAAUCUACGUAUGCAGGGCGAGGAAUCCUGUGACCAAUAUCGAAGCGUUCCAGUACAAAACCUUCAUGGUCAUUGGUCACGCCUCCGCCCUCCACUUCCAUCCCCGAGGCGUUCUGAUGUUGAUGGGUGUGUUUGCUUUAUCUUUCCCUCUGCUGUUCAACUGAGUCCUUCACAUUUUGUCCAAUUGCUCCCUCUACAGUCUUAACACUAACAGUCAUAUUAUAAAAUGUAUAGAAAGGUCCUACAUAGUCAAUUAUAUGAUUUUAAUGUUAUCAGUUCUUCUGUUUCUUGUUGUUUUGAAAGGCAAAGAUGAUUUGUAAAGCGUGACUGACUUUAAAUUAAGUUACAUUUUGUUGUUGGAUAUUUCUUUUUAUUAGAUUUAUAUUUGUUAACGUGCAAUACAUUAACACCGACAUUUAAAGUGGAAAUCAUUUUAAUACUGUGUAAGGUUUUAUGUCAAAUUCAACUCCUAAUCAACUAACCCCUCGCCCUUAUUCCUCCUAGCUUAGCACUUUCUACUUUUGUUGUUAUUUUGUUUUACUUGCUUGUAAGCGCUUUGAGCACCAGGAAAAGCGCUUUAUAAAUGUAAUGUAUUGUUAUUAUUAUUAUUAUUGUUGUUAGUAGGUAAAGGUAAAUAUAAAUCGAAUCAUGCUUUAAUUCAUAGAAUGUUUUUCAUAAUGAAUAAAUAAUCAACACAA